AUUGAAUUGAAUUGAAUUGAGGAGCGUCCGAACAGAGAGCUUCAUCUGCGGCCGUCCUGGAGAACCAGACAGCAGAGAUGCAAAGACGAGGACGGAGGAAGACAGGCGUUCUUUCAUUCUUCCGGAAAAUGGGAAGAGCUAUCCAUAAGCUUUGCUGUAUGGAUGCAGCAGCAACAUCUAUAGUGGACCACACUGACCCAUCUGGUAGCGCUCGUGCUGUCGCUUCAGAAUCGAGAGAUCGGACUAGAAAGAUCUACCUCAAGAAAGAUUGCAGCAAAGUCAUCUUGAGAAUCGUCAAGGGCACCCCAGGGUCCCCGGAUCCGUGUGGGGUCUGUGUUGUCUCCAUUGACGUGGACCAACCUGGGAUCUCCAGUGUGUCUGUUGACCCGGGACCUAAUGGAUUCUACUCGGAUUCUUUUAUUCCGGGUCCACCUGGAGUCCUCCGCUUGUCCCUCGUCCUAUGUCCAUCUGGGGUGUUCAGUGUGUCUCUUAAUGCUCGUCCAUCUCGAGGCUGCAGGGUGUCUGUUGAUCCCGGUUCGUCUGGGUUCUUCAGUGUGUCCUCUUAUCCGGGUGCGUCUCGGGACUUCAGUGUAUCUGGUAACCCGGAUGCCUCUGGAGGCUGCAGGCUGUCUGUGGAUACGGGUCUGUCUGGGGGCUGCGCAGUGUCUGCUGCUCCGGGUCCGUCUGAUUGCGCCAUGUCAGCUGCUCCGGGUCCGUCUGAUUGCGGCAUGUCUGCUGCUCCGGGUCCGUCUGAUUGCAGCAUGGCUGCUGAUCCGGGUCCGUCUGAUUGCGGCAUGUCUGCUUAUCCGGGUCCGUCUGGUUGCACCAAGCCUGCUGCUCCGGGACCGUCUGGUUGCACAAUUCCUGCUGAUCCAGGUCCGUCUGGUUGCACAACGUCUGCUGCUCCGGGUUCGGCUCCUCACUGGUGGAUCAGCAGUUCCAGCCCGCCAAGCAACAGAACUAAUCAGAUGGCGGUGAUCCAGUAUUCAGAAGGCUUCAUACCGCCGGCAGACCUGACUCUCUAUGUGUUGUGUGUUGUUGUAAUUCUUUUAUUGCAUGUAGUGUUUGUCUGCAUCUGAACUGUAAUAAAUUGUGUUUGAAUACACUUGAAA
Danio rerio (zebrafish) is the source of this 1112-nucleotide messenger RNA. NCBI's taxonomy places the organism in Eukaryota, Metazoa, Chordata, Actinopteri, Cypriniformes, Danionidae. The record is from RefSeq and is a predicted model, not a curated record.